GGCGGCAGCGCUCGCCAUUGCCGCUGGUGGCAGGAGGCUGCGAGGAGCCGGCGCGGUCGCAGUCUCCACGGCGCAGGCCCACGGUAGCGCAGCCGCUCUGAGUAGAUCUACAUGGAGGAGCACGGAGUGACCCAAACUGAACACAUGGCUACCAUAGAAGCCCAUGCAGUGGCCCAACAAGUACAGCAGGUCCAUGUGGCUACCUACACUGAACACAGUAUGCUGAGUGCUGAUGAAGACUCGCCUUCCUCACCAGAGGACACCUCUUACGAUGAUUCCGACAUACUCAACUCCACAGCUGCCGACGAGGUAACAGCCCAUCUGGCUGCUGCAGGUCCUGUGGGAAUGGCUGCUGCUGCUGCUGUGGCAACAGGAAAGAAACGGAAACGGCCUCAUGUGUUUGAGUCUAAUCCAUCUAUCCGGAAGAGACAGCAAACACGUUUGCUUCGGAAACUUCGAGCCACAUUAGAUGAAUAUACUACUCGAGUAGGACAGCAAGCUAUUGUCCUCUGUAUCUCACCCUCCAAACCCAACCCGGUCUUUAAAGUAUUUGGCGCAGCACCAUUGGAGAAUGUGGUGCGUAAGUACAAGAGCAUGAUCCUGGAAGACCUGGAGUCCGCCCUAGCGGAACACGCCCCUGUGCCACAGGAAGUUAACUCAGAGUUGCCGCCUCUCACCAUCGAUGGAAUUCCAGUCUCUGUGGAUAAAAUGACCCAGGCCCAGCUUCGGGCAUUUAUUCCAGAGAUGCUCAAGUACUCCACAGGUCGGGGGAAACCAGGCUGGGGCAAAGAAAGCUGCAAGCCCAUCUGGUGGCCUGAAGAUAUCCCGUGGGCGAAUGUCCGGAGCGAUGUCCGCACAGAAGAGCAAAAGCAGAGGGUUUCAUGGACCCAAGCACUACGGACCAUAGUUAAAAACUGUUAUAAACAGCAUGGGCGGGAGGACCUUUUGUAUGCUUUUGAAGAUCAGCAAACACAAACACAGGCCACAACCACACACAGUAUAGCCCAUCUCGUUCCAUCACAGACCGUAGUCCAGACCUUUAGUAACCCUGAUGGCACUGUCUCACUUAUCCAGGUUGGCACAGGGGCAACAGUAGCCACAUUGGCUGAUGCUUCAGAAUUGCCAACCACAGUCACUGUUGCCCAAGUGAAUUAUUCUGCUGUGGCAGAUGGAGAGGUGGAACAAAAUUGGGCCACGUUACAAGGAGGUGAGAUGACCAUCCAGACGACGCAAGCUUCGGAGGCCACACAGGCAGUGGCAUCAUUGGCAGAGGCCGCAGUGGCAGCUUCUCAGGAGAUGCAGCAGGGAGCUACAGUCACCAUGGCACUCAACAGUGAAGCUGCCGCCCAUGCUGUCGCCACACUGGCCGAAGCCACCUUGCAAGGCGGGGGGCAGAUCGUCCUGUCUGGGGAAACCGCAGCAGCCGUUGGAGCACUUACUGGCGUCCAAGAUGCUAAUGGACUGGUCCAGAUCCCUGUGAGCAUGUACCAGACUGUGGUAACCAGCCUUGCCCAAGGCAACGGGCCGGUGCAGGUGGCCAUGGCCCCCGUGACCACCAGGAUAGCAGACAGCACAGUCACCAUGGACGGCCAGGCGGUGGAAGUGGUGACGUUGGAACAGUGACGUGCAGCCAUAUCAUGGCAUCAUUUUCUAGUCUACUUCAGAAAUUUUUACACAUUGCAGAGGUGCAAUCAAAUGGAAUUAAGUCUCUCGACUUUGGAAGAAAAGUAUUGUUAACCCUUUUUUAAAAAAGGAAGAAAGGCAGCGGAUUUGGAAUUGCAUUUUUUUAAAGCACCACUCUUGAUUUUCUGGGAUUGGUGGAUUAAGAUACUGCGCUGUCAGUUUCACUGUCCCUAAAAAGCCAAAUUGUGGCAGGACUUCUUUCUGCAAAAACAUCUUUACAGAGAGGAGGUUGGCGCUGACGGGCACCUGCCCAGGAAGGCUGGCCAUCACACCGGGCUGGGGCAUAAGAAGAGAAAAGAAAGGACUGGGUGUUUCCUGAGCUCCGGGAUCAGGCCCUCUCGGAAGGGACCUUGCGUCCUGGUGCGCCCAGGCCCCGCACAGCUGCCUCCUCACGGUGUCCCUGGGUCUGGGCUUCUCUGUGACUCCUCAUGUCUGGGAUUUCUCAGCUGCAAGCCCUGAGUCACCAGUGGCUAAAUUCACCUGACUUUUCGACAGGCCAAAUCUCCGCUCCUUGAGAACAGGGACAACUCUUCCCCCUCCUCCCGGGCCCCCCACGUGUGAUAGUGUAUUUAAUGUGUUUUUUUAACGCAACAUUAAAAAAUUAUUCCUGUCUUGCUCA
Eptesicus fuscus (big brown bat) is the source of this 2302-nucleotide messenger RNA. RefSeq names its product nuclear respiratory factor 1 (gene NRF1). NCBI's taxonomy places the organism in Eukaryota, Metazoa, Chordata, Mammalia, Chiroptera, Vespertilionidae. Gene Ontology annotation, biological process: regulation of transcription by RNA polymerase II. The record is from RefSeq and is a predicted model, not a curated record. The transcript is spliced from 12 exons. The coding region runs from base 112 to 1623 and encodes 503 amino acids. Gene Ontology annotation, cellular component: nucleus. Gene Ontology annotation, molecular function: DNA-binding transcription factor activity, RNA polymerase II-specific; RNA polymerase II cis-regulatory region sequence-specific DNA binding.